ACUCCCUCAUGGCCCCGCUUUUGGCACACGAUGGCAAAAAGGUUAGCCAUCACUGGUAUAGGUUCUCCUCCUUGAGCAGGGGGCUGGACUAGAGCUCCAAAUUCCCUUCCAGCUUGAUUCUAAUUCUGAAUCCUCAAUCCUUUCUUGUGCUUUUUGCUAAGUUGGAGGUUUGAAAGCAAACAUGAGCAUCAGUGGAGAUGAAGGUUAUCGUUUGGCCUGAAAGUGAUGUGUGGCUGUCAAUAUUUAAGUGGUGGAGAUUCCCCAAUCAUUUCAAGAAGCUCUUUCUGAUGAGUAUAUCCACUAGAGCAGAGUUGCAGGCAGAAAUGCAAAAGUCCUGAAUACCUUACUAUUGUUUCAGCUUUUCUUACUUUGCUUAAUAUUGUCGAAAUCUGUCUUUUCACCCUGCUUCAUAUUAUGUAAUGCAAGUUAUAAUGUGGCUGUUCUUGAGGGAAGAGAGUUUAAAUCCUCCAGAGAGAUUUUUCUCCAUCUCCACAGAUGGUUCCUGGACAGGAAAGAGAGGAAGAUGGAGAAAGUGCCACCUCUGAAGAAGUUGAAGCCUUUGUCAGGCAGGGAGCCCUUGAGAGGGGCCUUUUCUCCUACUCCCAAGCCCAUCAUCCCUACCCUCUCCCUUCCCCUCAGACACGCUCCUCUUUCCCGCCCUUUCUACAAUCCUGCCAGUUUGCACCAAAUCCGCCAGGGGGACCCCUCUGCUAAGACAAGUGAACUCCCGGUGCUUCCCCAUUGGUCCACCGCAGGGCGAACGUCACAGCUUUCUUUUUAGAGGAGGCUGCGAAGGAACCCGCUUGACGCUCUAGGAUGCCGCACUCGCUCGCCUUAACCCCUGGGGCUCCGCGGGAGGCGGAGAGUGGCGGGUGGAGACCCAGACGUGCCCCGGGUGAGGUGGGGGCUCUUCCCGGGCAAAGAGAGGCGGAGGAGGGAGAGACAUUCGCCCAGCCUUCCUCUGGCUUCAACCCCAGAUCCCAUGCUCCCCAGCCGCCCUCUCCAUGCUCAGCAGGAUCCGGGUCUCCCUUCCCUUCCCUUUGUCCGGGGAAGAGCCCGAGUAUGGGGAGGGGAGGGUCGGCCUUGCGGAGGCCCAGCAGGAGGGGAGAGAAGCCGGAUAAAGAAACUUGAAGCCAUUUGAAAUCUUUUCAAGGCAAAAUUUUUCUUGGGGGAAAAAAAAGAGCGGAAUCCCUUGGAGGGAUCAGUCCUGCAGCACCAGAAAUGGUCCCAUGAAGGAAAAGGCAUCUGGAGACCCAUCAGAGUCCUUGGAGCCAUUUGGAGUUGCUCUACAGGACAGAUAAAGGAUGGAGACACAACCUUUUGGAAAGGAGGGAAGCGGAAAAGGCCCUUCAGCUGUUCAGCCUGGGAGCUGUGGGGAGACUUGGACAAGAACUGGGCAGGAGAUCCUGAAGGAGGAAACCAUCCUCCCUUCACAAGUUCAGCGCUGGAAGUUCAUCCAAAAUCAGGAGGCUGAGGAUCCCCGAGGACUUUGCAGCCGAGUCCAUGACUUUUGUAGGCGAUGGCUGAGACCAGAAAAGCACACCAAAGCCCAGAUGCUGGACCUUGUGGUUCUGAAGCAGCUCCUGGCCCUUCUGCCCCUGCCGAUGAAGAGCUGGGUGCGGGAGUGUGGAGCAGAGACCAGCUCCCAGGUGGUGGCCCUGGUGGAAGGCUUCCUCCUGAGCCAGGCGGAAGAACAGAAGGAGCAGAUGGAGAUGCAAGGCUGCACUGUGGAGAUCAGAGAUCCUGAGAGAAAGACGAAUCCAUCAAAUCCCCCUCAGGAGCUAUAUUUCAGGAGGAUCUCUUGGGAAGAUCAAAGUCAGGACAUCUCAGAGAAACAAAGAAUGAAGUUUUCUGUUUUUUCUGACAGAAAUCAAACUGCGGUUGGACCUCCAAAACAAGAGAGUCUUGUGUCCUUCAAGGAGGUGGCUGUGUCUUUCUCUGAGGAGGAAUGGUCUCAGCUGGAUUCUGACCAAAAAGCGCUGCAUUUGGAAGUCAUGCUUGAAAACCAUAGGAAUGUGGUCUCUCUGGGCACUAAAUGUGGCAACCCUGAAGCUCCAAAGAAAAAGAUGGCUUCCAGGCUGACAGGCUGUGCCCCCUUAGCUGAAAAUUGUUUCCUGGAACGAGAGGAAAUCAGGAGGUAAUAGUGAGCAGGAGAAUCAAGAUUCCUGUGAACUGUUCCAAGUGCUCAAUCGUAAUGAUGGAACAGAGAAAUUUGGAAUUCAAAU
Molecule: messenger RNA, 2225 nt
Organism: Pantherophis guttatus
Lineage: Eukaryota; Metazoa; Chordata; Lepidosauria; Squamata; Colubridae
Source: RefSeq, a predicted model, not a curated record